Alternaria conjuncta is the source of this 2382-nucleotide messenger RNA. RefSeq names its product Mitochondrial intermediate peptidase (gene OCT1). Bases 1 to 2382 code for a protein of 793 amino acids. The transcript has a single exon. Gene Ontology annotation, biological process: peptide metabolic process. Gene Ontology annotation, cellular component: mitochondrion. Gene Ontology annotation, molecular function: metalloendopeptidase activity. The record is from RefSeq and is a predicted model, not a curated record. NCBI's taxonomy places the organism in Eukaryota, Fungi, Ascomycota, Dothideomycetes, Pleosporales, Pleosporaceae.
AUGUUCAAGCGCCUCGCUCGCCCAAAGCAGUCGCCAUGGGUCUGCCAACAAUGCCUGCGCUCCUCCCAACGCCAACGACGUUUCAACUCCACAUUCGCCGCCGCCGCCAAAGCACGCGACACUGCGCCGCCCAACGCUCUCUACGGCCUGUCUGCCAGCGGCAAGACAGAUGACGACGCCCUGCGCAAAGUGUUCGACAACGCAUCUUUCUGGAAUGACUUCAAGCGCGCAUCGCAAAAGGGAAAACCCACGGGAAUAAUAGGGAACCAAUACCUCACCCACCCACAGGGCUUCGUCGACUUCGUUACCGUAACAAUACAACGCUGCAAUGCCGUGGUGCAAAAGGUGGCGGCCGCGCAGUCGACGGAAGACUUCAAGCACAUGGUCAAAGACCUGGACAAGCUCAGCGAUCUACUAUGUCGGGUGAUAGACUUGGCCGACUUUGUAAGAGGCACGCAUCCGGAUCGCAAGUUCCAGAUGAUGGCGAUGAAGGCCUACCAGACGGUGUUCCAGUACAUGAACCAGCUGAACACCACGCCGGUACUGCACGACCAGCUGAAGAAGGCGUCGGAGAUAUCCGAGGUGUACGACACAUGGAGCGAGGAGGAGCGCAUCGUUGCGCGGAUAUUGAUGGAGGAUUUCUCAAGAUUUGGCAUCGGACUAGACGAUAAGACAAGGGAGCGGCUGGUAGAUCUGAGCGGCGAGAUUGCAGACGUGGGGAACGAAUUUGUGGAAGGCAUGGCGCCAGAGAAACGGGACUUGAGGUUCAAGUCGUCGAAGCUGAGAGGGCUGGAUCCAAACCUCGCGAAGGCGCUGACGAAAUGGGGUGAGACCAAGAUCUCUACCAUGCAUUCCGAAUCGCAAGCGGUUUUACGAUUCGUAGACGACGCAGAUGUACGGCAAGAGACGUACCAAGCUGUCCGGACAGCCAACAAACCAAGCAUCGCGAGAUUAGAAAAGCUAUUGAAACUGCGAGUGGAAUUGGCGCAGACCUCAGGCUACGAGACAUUCGCACAUAUGACGCUAGAGAACAAGAUGGCGCGAACACCAGAAGCUGUCAAUACAUUCUUAAAGGCCCUCUAUGAGGACAGCCGGCCGGCUGUUCUCGCUGAUCUAGAAGAGCUGAUGGAGUUGAAGAGAGGCGAUGCCCACCAGGAUAACUUCCCUGAUCGCAUCAACGCCUGGGAUAAAUUCUAUUAUACACAGAAGAUGCUAGCCUCUAUGGAGAGCCACUACAGGCAGCGAACGCCCGACUCUUUAUCUGCAUACUUUUCCGUUGGUACUGUACUACAGGGUAUAUCGCGACUCUUCGACCGUCUUUAUGGCGUCCGAUUCGUUCCCAAAGAGACGCAACCAGGGGAGGUAUGGGACGAUGGUGUUCGCCGACUAGACGUCAUCUCAGACACCGAAGGUCACAUUGCAGUGCUCUACUGCGACCUAUACUCACGACCCGGCAAGACCCCCAACCCAGCGCACUUCACUCUCCGCUGCAGCCGUGAAAUCCUCUCUUCUGAGAUGGAAGAGAUGGCCCACAUGCCGCAUCGCUUCUCCUCUCCCAUCGAAGCCGCCACAGACGGCAUGCCAGUAUCUUACAACGCCGAACGAAACAGUUACUUCCAACUCCCCACAAUAGCACUAAUCUGCGACUUCAGCAAAGCAUCGCACUCCCGCCCCACCCUACUCAACAUCCACGACGUGCGCACCCUCUUCCACGAAAUGGGCCACGCACUCCACUCCAUCCUCGGUCGCACCGCCUUGCAAAACGUCUCCGGCACCCGCUGCGCAACCGACAUUGCCGAGCUACCCUCGGUCCUAAUGGAGCACUUCGCUUUCUGCCCCCACGUUCUAGGUCUCUACGCCCGCCACUGGGAAACCGAUGCGCCAGUCCCCAUGGCCGCGGUCGAAGCCCGACUCGCCAUCGAUAACAGAAACCAGUACUCCGAACUCGAAAGCCAGAUCUUACUCUGCAUGCUCGACCAAGUCUACCACUCGCCCAUCGCCGCAGACCCCAACUUCAACUCUACGAAAGUGUACCACGACGUCUAUAAUAAAUACGCUUCUGUCCCUGAGCCUGCUGGUACUGCUUGGCAAGGCUUCUUCGGCCACUUGUUUGGAUACGGGGCUACGUACUAUUCUUACCUCUUUGACCGGGCGCUAGCGGCGAAGAUAUGGAAAGAUGUGUUCCAGCAUAAUGGCCAGGAAGGUAGUUUGGAUAGGGAGAAUGGGGAGCUUUAUAAGAAUGAGGUGCUUAAGUGGGGUGGAGGUAGAGAUGGAUGGCAGUGCUUGGCUGGUGUGCUCAAGGAUGAGAGGUUAGCUAAGGGAGGUGAGGAGGCUAUGGCCGAGGUGGGGAAAUGGGGGAUUAGGGAGGCGAGGGGGAAAUAG